UCCCGAGAGAAGAGACUCCGGCGAGGUCCUCCGAGCAGCGUUCCUUCGGUUAUACGUGUUCCCUGUGUAGCCACCAGCUCACGAUCAGCGGCCCCAACUUUGGUGUGGAAUAUACAAGCCCAGGCUGGCCUCCGCAGUCCGGCAGGACGCUGGUAGUCACACAUCCACUCAUCCAGCCUCUGGAUCAUCGUCUGACUCGCUCCUCCGUUAACGGGCGAACAUUGUUAAAAACGCGCCAGGAUUAAAUAUACGCGUUGUAUACACUUGAUCGACGCGAAAAUACCUAAUCACGCGGUUCCCUGCACGUCUAAUAUACACAGAUCGUAUAUACAACAUCAUUGUAUCGAACCAUCCUACGCGUGCAACCGCGCGUGCCUGUGUGUGUGUACGUGUGUAUGUGUAUGUGCGUGUGUGUGUGUAUACAUACAUAUAUAUGUAUAUGUAUGUAGGUAUAAUGCCUUGUGUCAUCUGUGUACAUUUAUAACUGUCUCUAAACUUGUCCGCGCGUGCGUCGCCGAUCAAUCGAUGUAUAAACACCUCGUCUACGUUAUACCGUACGCUGUACGCAUCGACGUAUCUCGUACAUGCAAUUCCUGCGGUAUGCAUACACGUGGACUAUAGCUACGCGUGUGUGUGUGUGUGUGUUAUUCGUAUAAGAACCGCGCGUGCAUUAUUGUAUAUAUAUAUAUACAUGUACGGUUUUAAUGCCUGCAGUGGAAGAAAGGAAUAAAUUAUACCUGUGUUAAAAGUGUCGUUUGAUUUUGAAGGGGUAUAAUCGUCGUAACGACGACGACAACAGCAACAACAACAACAACAACAACAGCAUCGUUAAUAAAGAUAACAAUAACAAUAAUAAUAAUAAAAGAAACGAGGUAACAAAAAAAGAAAAAAAAAAGGAACUAAACUAUAAUGUUCUUAUUGUUCUUGUUGUUCUUUAUGCCGCAGCAGUACUGUACCUCGUUCAAUUUUGACACGUAAAGAAACAAGAAAAAAUAAAAACAAACAAACAAACAACAAUCUCGCGGCGGGAGUAAUAAUUGUGUUGAAGUGACAUAUGCGUAGAGAGAGAGGGAGAGAUAGAGAGAGGAAAGUUGGAUCUGCAACGCCUCGUGCAAUAUACGCGUAUUAUACAUAUAUAGAUGUAUACCAGUAAGCGUGCGGCAGAGUUAUCGCACGCGUGAAACGCGGACAGCUGAUAAUAAUUGGGCCUUACUGCGAAAUUGAACGCGGGGCCGCGAAAGGUGCGCGACGAUAUUGCACUUGAGUGCAGUGCGGCGGCAGCAGCAGCAGCAGCCUGGAUGAACGAUUAAGAACGGGCCCGGUAUAGCUAAGCGUGAGAGAAGAAACCGCGGAGAUGUGAUCCAGAGACUGGGAGAUAGCCGGUAGUUUGUAGUUCACCUAUCCCACGAACAUGCAGCCUCCCGUCUGCAUCAGCAUCCCAGCCGAGAGGAAUCACACCUUCGAUCUUAACUAAAUGCAACCCAAACGAAUCUCUUCCUCCAACGUGCCAUACAUUCUUCAGCAGCCUGUGAUACAAGACUUGAAACGAAAGAAAGAAAAAGAAAAAAAAAACGAAAAAAUUACACACCGGACACACGUCUGCGCAGCCUGGUGAUCUGCGGGACGGACGUUUCACUGUAGCCGUAAGAAAAGUAACGACAUAUCGAUGCAGCGGAAAUUUUGUUAACCAACCACCGAGGCAUCGUCACUCCCUGAAUUAAAUUAUAUACGUAUAGUAUACCCGUUGUACCUGAAGGAGUCGAGGAGAAACGAAGACUUGAGAAUAAAGGAAAUGUCGACGUGCGCGGACGAACCGGACCCGGGCUCCAUCCACAUCCAGGAGGCCUUGUCUCCGGUCGAGGGUCCCGUCUCACCGGCAUCCUCAUCUCUGAGCAACCAUAAUCAAAACGAUAAUGACCAAGUACUGCUAGCGACGAUGCAGCCGGUGAACGUCCUGGACCUUCACGAGCCGUCGCAGCACCCUCUUCACCACAAGUUUCACCGUCACCAUCACCAUCACCAUCAGCAGCAACAGCAGCAUCACCAUCCGCACCACGCGCACCACCAGCAGCACCACCACCACAGCCAUCAUCACCACCAGCACCAGCAGGAUCAGGAUCAGGACACGCGGGGCGAAGAAGACGAUGACCGGGUGACUCCAGAGGCGGCUGGAACGGUAGUAGCGCCGCCAUCGAACCUCGGUGAGCACAAGAUGAUCGACCUGAUAUACAACGACGGUCAGAAGACCGUCAUGUACACCCACGACAAGGAGAUCAUCUACGAGAACGAGGCGGACAGGGUCCAGGUCGUCGAGUAUCCGCCCCCGCCGCCCUCUCCGCCGACGAACUCCAGGUCGCGAGCCGCAGCCCUCCACCUCCAUCACUAUCCUCAGCUGCAGCUCCAGCAGCACGAGGACGCCAUCAUGACACGUGGCACACCCUGCACUUCCGCUGCCUCUGGAUCAAACUGCGCGACUACAACCACCGUCCUCGUUUUGUCGGAACUCGUUGCCGCCGAUCCCGGAGCCGCGCAGCUCGCCCUUGGCAAUGCCGCAUCCCUUCGCGCAGGGAGGAGAAGUCGCGCCGAGGAGGAUUCCGGUGGCGCGGAAGAGGUUCAAGGUCAAGAUCAGAACUUCGGACCCGGUGCAUCUGGGAGUCGAGAGGAGGAGGAAGAUCUCCAGGGUAGAGAGGAGGCGCAGUCGCUCCAGACUGCGGACGGAGAAUCCGCGGAGGAGGACGUGCACAAGAGGGUCGCGGCGGUGCAGGUGCAGGUGCAGGCGAUGGAGGGCGACUGGAGGGCCUACUGCGAGCAUCCCCUGUCCGUGGCGACCGCAGCCAUGCUCAACCUGCAGCAGCAGCAUCAGGUGUCCGCCGUUUCCGGUCACGCGGACGAUCCCGGCGCCUCCUACGUUUACGAGUACUACAAACUCCCGGACAAGACACAGGACGUCAAACUUCCCCCCACCCAUGAACUCUGGUCCACGGGUGUGAUGGGCCAGAAGCUGCUGGUGCAGGAGCCGCAGGGUUCGGGAUCAUCGAACCGCAUGGAGACGGGCCCGGAGUCAUCCGGCAGCGGAGAACUCCACCACUUCCUCCACCAGUACAACCAGUCCCACAGUCCGGGGGUCCAGAGUAUGCCCAGCGGUCUGCCACUGAGUCCGCAGUCGAUGCAGCGGCACGAUUCCGGCCCCGGGGGCGUUUCCGGUGUGAAACGAGAGCCGGAGGACCUGAGCUCGUCGCGGGGCCAGCAGUCCAGCAACAAACGGCACAAGGCCCAGGACAGCCCGACACCGCCGGCCGACCACUCGGCCAUGUACCACCACCAGCACCAGCUCCAGGUCCAGCAAUACGGCAGCCCCUACGACCCCUACUCCUCCUGCAGUCCCAGGUUGCAGUCGGCCGCCUACUCCUCCGGGUCUUCGGGGGGUGCGGGACUCCAGCAGGAGGGAACCGCGGUCUACGUCACAGGAGACACCCUUCCGCCGCUUCCCUCCUCGGGUUCCUCGUCGUUACCGACGACGACCGCGUCCUACACCCGGUACGACGUCGUCCCGAGCUCCUACGCCGUCACCCACACGAUAAGGUCAUCCUCCAGCAGCAGCAAAGCUCUCACCGUCGACCUGCCAAGCCCCGAUUCCGGCAUUGGUGCCGACGCCGUUACUCCGAGGCAGGAUCAUCAUCCGCCACCGACCGCUCUUCAUCAGACGUCCUUCGAUUACACGGAACUCUGUCCCGGAGGUCCUGUCGCCGGGACAGCCGUGGUCCUCGAAAACGGGGCGGUCGUUCAUCACCAGCCCCUUCAACUCCAGCUCCAGCAGGGCCACGGCCAGGUCCAAGUCCAACGGGGUGGGAGCGGAGGCCUCGUAGCAUCGGGUGCGAGCAAUCCGAACGCAUCCCAAAAUCCGCCAAGAUCGAGACCUUGGCACGACUUUGGCCGACAAAACGACGCUGACAAGAUUCAGAUACCAAAAAUCUACUCGUCCUACGGUUUCAAAUAUCACCUGGAAGCGCCGAUCAGCACCUCGCAGCGUCGGGAGGACGACCGCAUCACGUACAUCAACAAGGGUCAGUUUUACGGCAUCGCUUUGGACUACAUACCGGAUCCAGACAAGCCGCUCCUCAAGUCCGGUCAGACGGUUAAGAGCGUCGUUAUGCUGAUGUUCCGAGAGGAGAAAAGCCCUGAGGACGAGAUAAAGGCGUGGCAGUUUUGGCACGGCAGACAGCAUUCGGUCAAGCAGCGCAUACUGGACGCUGAUACGAAGAACAGCGUUGGCUUAGUUGGAUGCAUCGAGGAGGUCGCGCACAACGCUAUCGCCGUUUACUGGAACCCGGUUGAAUCUUCUGCCAAGAUAAACGUGGCGGUCCAGUGUCUGAGUACAGACUUUUCGAGUCAAAAGGGCGUGAAAGGUCUGCCUCUCCACAUCCAAGUUGACACGUACGAGGAGCCUCCACCCCAUCCGCACACUCACACGCCUACGCCACCCUCGCAUCGGGGCUACUGUCAGAUAAAAGUGUUCUGCGAUAAGGGUGCGGAGAGGAAAACAAGGGACGAGGAACGGAGAGCGGCAAAGCGGAAGAUGACGGCCACUGGAAGAAAGAAGCUAGACGAGCUCUACCAUUCCGUUACGGAACGCAGCGAGUUCUACUCCAUGGCGGAUCUACAUAAGCCCCCGGUCCUCUUCUCACCACCCGCUGAACACACCAUCGACAAGUUCUCGCCGAUGGAACUGUCCGGAUUUUACGGCGGCGGCGGCGGCGGCACAACCGGCGGAGACACGGACACGUCGUCACUGAGCAACGGGGAAGGUGGCGGAGUAAAAGCGGGGCCGAGCAGUCCGUACCCGACGUGCGUGAGGCCGAGUCUCCCUGCGCUCAAGUUCCACAAUCACUUCCCACCGGACAACCUGACCUCCAUCCACGACAAGAAGGACUCCCUGCUGAUGCAGGUCCAGGAACUCCAGGGCUCGGCGCUCCAGGGGAUGCAGCAGACCGGCCUUGGAACCGGCGUGGCGGUCGGCAACCGGCUUCACCUUCAGCAGCAGCAUCUUCGCGGCAACGAAUCCGAGGAACGCGUUAUGCUCUACGUCCGGCAGGAGUCCGAGGACGUUUACACACCACUCCACGUCGCGCCGCCCUCGGUUCAAGGACUCCUCAAUGCUAUUGAGUCAAAGUACAAAAUUGCAUCCUCGAGUAUUAAUAACCUCUAUCGCAAAAACACAAAGGGAAUUACGGCGAAAAUUGACGACGACAUGGUGCGAUAUUACGUCGACGAAGAUCUUUUCCUACUCGAGGUUAGUCACACCUCGGUAUCGAGUAACUCCGACCCGAAUUCCGAGCACGAUCCCUCGUCGCCUGGCGACAUCAGGAACGGAGCUGGGGCCGGAUAUGACGUCACUCUCAUCGAGCUUUCGACCCCAGCGGUUCAGCCGUCGGUUCCGGUCUCAGUUCCGGGGUCGUUGUCGCCCCACCCCCACUCCCAGCAUCAGCACCAACAUGGACACCCUCACGAGAGCAACAAUACGUGAGCUAGGAACGAGGAUCGCCGAGUCAAAAGUUCGAGCUUGGUAGUCGGGUGAGGAGAAGAAGGAGGGAAACGAUCGGAUAGAGGUACAGAAUCGAGUAAUGAUUCGUAAUUAUACCGGAACAAUCUCUUGAAACUUGUAAAUUCAACCGCGCAUGCGCGAGUUUUAUCGGCUCUUCGCGCAGGCUGGCCAUCCCCGAGUUUUCAGCUGUCCACCUCUUUCUGGCGGCAAUGUGGUUCGUACGAAUUUUCGAGGUUAGAAUCUCAAGUAAUUAAGGCAGCGACUCGGAAAAGUUUGGGAAGCAUUUGUUGUUGGGUCGGAAAGCUCAUUCUUCAAAGAACGGUCGGUAUUUAAUGCUUUAUAAUCUUUGAAAAUUCUAACGUACACAUUUUGCGUACGUUGGCACGCCUGCAUCGCGGACAAAAAUAUCGCUUCCGGAAGAUUUUGCCGACCAAUGAGAUUGAAUUACUUGGCGCACGCGCGGUUGAUUUUCAACUUUCAAGAGAUUUUCCCGGUGUGCGUAUAUGUAGGCUCGCAAGGAAAGUGUCUGGUCUUCGGAUCACGGAUCGACCGAAACUUCUAGAACAGUUACUUCGGCUCAAAAUACGAAGCUUCCGAUGUGUAAUUUUGUCAAAUCGCUCCGUUUACGAUGUAGAUCAGGUCGUCGAAGAUUCGCAGUUUAAUGAAAAUUGAUAUCGAAGGCAAAAACACGCUUCUUAUCUUGUUAGGUCAGGAAAUCAACCACAGAAAUUCUGGGAAAAUCAAUGAUCCAGAGACAGGAUACACUCCGUGUUAGUUUUAUCACGUUAUCGUUAUGUUUGGGUGAUUGUGGCAGUAGAAUCGAAGUGACCGUUGCUCGUGUGCACUUUAAGUGAGAACGAGCCUAUCCCACCAUCUUCUUUUUUUGUUUUUUCUAUUAUUGUACUGUAUACGUAAAGUAACUGCACUGUCUUCCGCUCUCUCGUUAUAAUCGGAUAAUUUUCCCGAGAACUCAUUAUGUACCUAUAACAAUCGCGUCGAUAUCACACGAUUCUUCAUCGUUGUAAAUACUUUCAUGCUAUGUGUUACACCUACCAUACAUUAUUUCGUUAUGUCUACUCUAUACAUCUUAUAUAAACUCCGAGUAUAAUUUUCUCCGUUAAGUCACAAUUCAUUCGCCCAAUUUAAAUCGUCAAACUAUAAAGUGGCCGUUGGUCGUUUUGACAACCAUAUUCAAUACUACUCCGAUGUUCUUAACAAUUACUUAGGCGCUAUAAUAUUGUUCUCAUUAUUUCGUAAAAUUUUUUUAUGGAUGUAGAGUAAAAAUUCCCAACAGCGGACAUCUUCGGGAUUAGAAAUAUUGUCCGUUAUUGAGGAGUGGCCGCUAUUCAGAACAACAUUAACGUGUAAAUUGUGCUUCAGAAGAUUUUUAGACUGUCCGUUGUAAAAAGGGAUCCUUUGUUGAGAGGUGUCCGUUAAGAAAAGUUUCACUGUAUUCGCGACACAUUAUCAACCAAAAGUGAGUCUCGUCGAAAAUAUUGAAUACUUUAUGACAUGAUAGAAAUCGGGAAAAAAUCAACCACGGUCAAAGACGAUAAGAAAAUUAAAUUUGAAUAAAAACAGUACCCAAAAGUUAUCAAUAAAUUGUUUAAACAAAACAUUGCUUAAAAAAUCCGCAGGGAAUGUUUUUUUUUGUCAUGUGAAAUUCGUUGAUUUUUUUGAAUACACGUGAAUUGUUAAAAAUUUUCUUAUUAUUUUGAAAUUUCGAAAGGAGAGAUGUAACGCAAUGAGAUUUGAUUUCGGCUUAGCGAACCCACAUACAUCGUUUCAAAACAUGUUUUCUAUUCAUCGUUGAGCCUUUGUACAUGUACAGAGUCAGCUGUGCUCUUCAACAUAAAUAAAUCAAAUCCAGUCAAGUAAAUCGCAAAAAAAUAAUUGGCAACCACUAAGCGAACGACAGCUCAUGUUUCAGCGAAGAUUUCACUAUUUUCCGAAUGUUUGUUCAUUACAAACGAGGUCGAGUCAGAUUCCACGAAAAGUUCGAAAGCUUUGACCCACUAUUCGAUAUGACUUAGCUGAAUAUCGGUACUGCGGGAUUGUUUGGAAAUUGGUAAAAGAUCUGCUAUUUCAGCGUCAAAAUUAUUCAAUAUGGCCGCCGAGAUAGCCGGCAAAGCCAUUAUAAUGAGUAAGCACUUGUUUACCUUACCUGCGUGAUUCACUCUUUUCAUCUUUCGGCGGCGCCAAGCUCUCAAAAUUAUUGUAAUAAUUUAAAAGUAAUAAUAAAAGAAGGAAUAAAAAAAACCGGAAUAUCGUACGUUCGUGACGCGAUGUGUGAAUCAGCUUUAGAGAUCCACGUGUACAUCAACGCUAAAGUUUAUAAAUUUUUACUCGUAACGCAAAGGUAGAUUUACAAUACACGGGCAUCUUCACCAAUCAUAAAUUUUAACAAUGCCGAUUACGCAAUCAAAGAUAAAUUAACAAGAGCCAAUCUUUGUCCGCCUGUCGUUUUUGUUUUCCCCAUUAAACCUUAUAACCGAUUGUUAACGUUAAUUUAGAAGCAAAUAAAACAUUUUAGACAACUGAAAGAACUCGUCCAUUAAUCUGGCGUGAUUCGUUCGUGGACGGCAUGCCACGUUACUAUAGAAUAGCAGACAUUGAACUGAUAAAAAACAAUCAACAAUUGAGUGUAAAGUCUACGUGUGAUUGGUUCUAAUUACCGGUAUAAGCUCGUUUCUGUUUUUAUGUAGAUACGGUUGGCUGUUCAAAGUUAAUCUAUAACAGUCGAAUAAAAACUUGAUUUGCUUACGAAAAAAAGAAAAAAAAAAAACAAAAAAGAACAAUGUACGGGUAACAGUUUGUGGAUAGCAGAGAAGUUGUGUUAUCGCAAAAAAAAUAGACACUUAUAGAGUCAGAAUGAAAAUGAGAAAAUACGUAGCUUCUUUCUUUUCCGUGACCUUUUUUUUUGACGGCCGUUUCCUUUCUCACCUUUUUUUUUUCUCUUUUACAUAAUUAUACACAUAGGUAUAUAUACUAUGUUAUGAUUGUUUUUUUUUUUUUUGUUUUUUUUAAUUGUACAUCGUGGUCCAUUACAUAUUAUUAUCGAAGAUGGAUAUGCCACAUUUAUACAUGUAUAGGGUUAUAAAAUGAUCGUGCGAAGGACCAGCGAUAGUUUAUAAGAGAAGUUUACUAAUGUAGAUCGUAUAAUAAUAUAAUAGUGAUCAUAUUAUAUAAACGCAAAGUAUAAAGUAUGUUAGGAAAAAUGGCAUAUGAUGCUAGAUGUUGAAAAUUCUUAUAUCGAUAUUAAUUAAUAUAGUGGGAAGGCCAUAUAUGCAGCGAUCAUGAGAAUAUAUAGUAUAUACAUAUAUUUUUUUUUUUUCUUUAUAUAUGAAUAGUGGUUAAUGGUUAUCGAUUGAUUAAUUAUAUCUAUUCCCGGUUAUAUAUAUAUAAGUACAGACCAAGGCACGGCUUUAAGCCCGGAUUCUCUUGUUAUUACGAAAUCUGCGUAAAUUUAAACAUAAUAAUUAUACGUUAUUAGUAUGAAUAUAUAUUCAUACUAUAUUAUAUAUUUGAAUAUUUACCUGCAGAAUACCUAGGUUGUAUUAGAUUUUAAAUCAGAUACGAUUAAUAGGAUACAUUAUAAUAAUACGUUACGUUACUAUAUAUAGUAUAUAUAACGUAUAUGUUGUUCAUAAUAUAUUUGUCAUUCAAGAACGAUUAUCCCAUGAUUAUUAUUAUUAUUAUUAUUAUUACUAUUAUAAUUAUCUUUAUUAUUAUGCCAUUUAUACACUUCUUAUGACAUACGUUAAUCACGCACGUUAUACAAACAAACAUCGUAUUAUACCCCCCACAUACAUCAAAGCAACGAUCAAAAUACGCUUGUAAAAUCAAUAUGUUAUGUUAUUAUUACUUUUCUGUAAACAUUAUUAUUUUUGUUAAAUUUAUUACAAGAACAUAUAUGUUAUCAUCAUUAUCGUAAUUACUAUAAUAAUAAUAAUUAUUAUUAUAUAUAUUUCCGUAAAAUUACUUGAAUCAGAUGAUCAUUAUUUUUAUUAUUACCGUUGUCAAUAACAUUCAUACGCAUGAUAUAAAUUAAUUUUAUUCCAACGAUAUAACAUUGCUAGAACUUCGUAGUAUGUGUAUUAUUAUUACUAUUAUUAUUGUAGUUCGUAAAAUUUUAUCAAUUAUCAUUAUUAAUCGAGUAAUUGCAGAAAUACUUUGAGGAUUUCAACCGAUACGUUAAUUAUACAUCUUACAUAGAUGUAUAAAAAACUUGAUUGCAGGUUUAUAACCGAUAUAACAGAUCUGGGGUUAAUGCGGAAAUUGAACAGACAUCCGACCAUGACAUAUAAUUAUUGUAAAGAAAACACUGUUCGUAAUUAAACAUACAUAUAGCUGUAUACGAACGGGGAACAAAGUGAAAAAGAGACGAAAGAAAUAGAAUAAGAAAAUAAAUAUGACGUUAGAAAAGAAAGCUAAAGUUGACAACGUUGUGUAAAGGAAAAUCAAAGUAUGUAUACGGGGAUUCUUAUUAUUCUUAUCGUUAUUUUUAUCAUUAAUAGUAUUCCUUUUUUUUCGUUUUUUUACGCACCUCAGCACAUUAGCAUCCAGCCAGCCGUUUUGACUUGCCGUAAUAUAUUAUUAUAUGCUUGUACGCGUACCGUCACGUAUAAAAUACGCGGCAUUGCAUUUUGUAUUAAAAUUGAAAUGGUGAAUCUCAAUUCCGAUGAAAAAAUUGUGGAAACUCUUACAGGGUUCUACUUGUUAGGUUUUUUUUGUGUUUUUUUUUUUUUUGUUUUUUUUUUUCUCUCGUUUCAUUUCCGGCGUAGUUAAUAAUUUCUAUAAAUACCUGUACGUGAUUAAUAUGUACCGUUAACAGGUACAUAAAUAUAUUAAAUAGUUGCGACAGACUGAGUCGAUUUGGAAAAAUGAAUUCCUCGUGAUUGCAUUGCAGCAUGCAAACCGAAGAAUUGAUAUACGUACAUUACACCCGUAUAUAUUACGAGAUAAAUAUAUACACAUAUAUUCAUACAUAUAUAUAUAUAUAUUAUAAUAAUAAUAUAAAGUUGACAUAUGUAUAUAUGAAUAGAUAUAUAUACAUAUACACACUUGUAAUACAUGUGUUUGAUUGUCGCGCGACAUCUUGCCAUCGUGAGAUUGUGCCAGAGGUGAUAUUACACGUUAUAAUUACUAUUAUUAUAAUUAAUAUUAAUAUCAUCUUUCGUUCUUUUUGUUCUUUUUUUUUUUAUUCUCUUUCGCUCAUGCAAAAACAAACAGAAAAAACAUUUUUAAAAACAAUACAUAUUAUAUGUUAGUAUGUUUUACAAAAUACCAUUAUUAUUAUUAUUAUUAUUAUUAUUAUUAUUAUUAUUAUUAUUAUCAUUGUUAUUUGACACAUUAUUUGUUAUGUUAAAAUAAGCCUAUCUGACCUUAUAAACAUAUAUACUAUAUAUAUACCUAUGUAUGUAUAUAUUAUAUAUUCCAAUUAAAGUUUGAUCGAUCAUUUACAAUUACCAUAUGCAUAUAAUAUACAUAUAGAAACAUAUAAGAUAUGUUACGUCGAUGCGAAUAUAUCGCUUCAAUAAUACACACAAUGCCUAAUGGAAAAUAUGUAUAAAAAUCGAACGAUACAUAUUUACAUGAGAUAUAAGACGUGUAAGACUUUCGUGAAAUUUGCGACCCAGCCGGGAAUUUCCUAACCAACGUUGUUUGUUGUGCAAAA
Neodiprion fabricii is the source of this 11219-nucleotide messenger RNA. RefSeq names its product protein grainyhead (gene grh). NCBI's taxonomy places the organism in Eukaryota, Metazoa, Arthropoda, Insecta, Hymenoptera, Diprionidae. Gene Ontology annotation, molecular function: RNA polymerase II cis-regulatory region sequence-specific DNA binding; DNA-binding transcription activator activity, RNA polymerase II-specific. The transcript has 14 exons. The coding region runs from base 1793 to 5524 and encodes 1243 amino acids. The record is from RefSeq and is a predicted model, not a curated record. Gene Ontology annotation, biological process: regulation of transcription by RNA polymerase II. Gene Ontology annotation, cellular component: nucleus.